AUGUUUGCAGGCCUUGUCGCCCUGGUUGCUUUACUGCUCUUUGCAGUACCAGCCAAGGCAUCCUUCAACGCCGCGUAUUGCUCGUCCCAGAAUACCGCGUCAAACACAAGUCCUCAAUGGCACCAGUGGCAGUCGAACGGGUGGUGCACUACCCAGUGCAACAAUGAGGGCACAUAUGCCUUCGCCGUCAUCCUCGAUCAGAACUGCUGGUGUUCCAACUACAUUCCCGAGGACCAGGAAGACACCAGCGAAUGUGAUGAAGAUUGCCCCGGCUUUCCGUCCGAAAAAUGCGGCAACAAGGACAAGAACCUCUACAUCUACAUCAAGCUGGACGGCUCUCCUUCCGGCACCAAGGGAACGUCUCAACCUACAUCCGCCAACAGCGAAAUAUCAUCAGAGACAGCCGCGCCCACGACUCUGCGGACCACCGCAACGUCUAGCUCGGAAGAAGUCGAAACGAUUGUGCCCGCUCCGCAGACCAGCAUAAGGAUUAUCACAGAAAGCGGCAGAAUCGUUACCCAGACCGUCAUUUCAACGCCAACAUCAGAACCCGUCUUGACGGGAGGUCGCAAAGGCUCGACGAACACGGGGGCUAUUGCUGGCGGUGUUGUGGGCGGACUUGUGGUGCUCGCAGCAAGCAUUGGUGGCGUCUUCUUUUUCUUAUGGAGGCGCCGCAAGCAACAAAGACGACAAGAGGAGGAGUUCCAGUCUGGCGUUCAGCGCAAUACGAGCACCAUGAGCAAGGCUGGGCUCCUGCGAGGAGAGAAGGAUCCUCAAUAUCCGCCCCCGAUUGCUACCAAUUUCACCAGGCGUUCCAGUCGAAUAAUGCUAGACAACGAGUCGAUCAGCCCCAUAUCCGGAUCUGACCGAAGGAAUAGCAGACACAUGAUCGACCAGCGGCUCAAUCCGUCAGCAGUAUUUGUUCUUGACAAUUCGAGUCGAGGAAGCAUCGCCAGCCUGGACGAUAGCCGUGAUUACCACCGCGCACUCAACGUUCGGAACCCUGACCCGGACACUCAUUGA
Trematosphaeria pertusa is the source of this 1023-nucleotide messenger RNA. RefSeq lists its product as uncharacterized. Lineage: Eukaryota; Fungi; Ascomycota; Dothideomycetes; Pleosporales; Trematosphaeriaceae. The transcript is spliced from 4 exons. The coding region runs from base 1 to 1023 and encodes 340 amino acids. The record is from RefSeq and is a predicted model, not a curated record.